GAGCGGUUUUCUCCGCUGAACGCACCCUAUGAUAGGAUACAUCGCGUAUGCAUUCAUACACUUGACGAUUCUUGACAACAAACCAAUGAUAUCGGAUGUUUUUUAGCGAUUUGGCUGUUACGAGCGAUACAAAAAAGACGAAUUGGCAUUUGAUAUCGACUCGCGUUAGCGACUUAAAAAUGUCAUCGUCAAUAUGACGUAUAUAUAGCAAAGUGAUCAAGAGAGAGAGGCUAGACUUUCAGCCGAGUAUAAUCUUUGGAAAAAGAUAAUAUGGAUUUAACCGCUACAAAGGAUCAAUAUGGAGAGACUGAGAGCAAUUCUUCAGAUUUUUUCUCAACGAAGCACGAAUGGACAUGGGAUGAAAAACUCUCGUCUUCGUCAAUUAGAUUGUCGGAAUAUAAUUUGAAUGUCAAAUUUCAUCCUGUAUAUAGUACUGGUACAGCAGUGGUAAGGGGUAACAAACCACUGGAGAAUGGGAGACACCAUUUCUGGGAGAUUUUGAUGGUAACGCAAAUAUAUGGCACAGAUGUGAUGGUCGGUGUGGGAACUGCAAGUGCAGAAAUUAAUAAUGCAGGUGAGAUCUUUUGCGCUUUGCUUGGGCGAGAUCGAGAAUCUUGGGGUUUUUCAUAUAAGGGAUACUUACAGCAUGAUGGUCAGACCCAUAAGUACGGAACCACUUUUGGUCAAGGUAGUUUAAUAGGAGUACACCUUGACACUUGGAGUGGAACGUUACAAUUUUUUCUUAAUCGAAAACCUUUAGGUAUUGCUUUUACAAGGUUGAACAAUGUUACACUUUAUCCACUAAUAAGCUCUACAAUGGCUCAAUGUGUAAUGAAGUUGACUUACAGCUGUUCAAUACCUGUAUCUCUGCAGACUACAUGCUUAGCAAUCUUGUCACCUCUGCAGCGGAUGUAUCUAUCGAAAACAUUUCCUGGUUUACGUCAUCUUUGUCAAAAUAUCUUUGCUGAUAUUCUGCAGAAACAUAUUGAUUACGACGAGGAUAUAAAUUUGCUCACAGAGCAUGUUAUCUUGGAUGAUUUCGAUUAUGCUCUUAUAGGACUUGGAAGGAAAAGAAAGCGAAUUAACAAUAAAUUCACAUUUAUCUCUUCAUCGUGCAAUGAGUCAUUAAAAUGAUUAUAAAAAAAAAAAAAGAAAAAAUCCUGCCAAUAUCAUG
This is a messenger RNA of Harpegnathos saltator (Jerdon's jumping ant), 1174 nucleotides long. Its product is annotated as SPRY domain-containing SOCS box protein 3. NCBI's taxonomy places the organism in Eukaryota, Metazoa, Arthropoda, Insecta, Hymenoptera, Formicidae. The record is from RefSeq and is a predicted model, not a curated record. Gene Ontology annotation, cellular component: SCF ubiquitin ligase complex. Gene Ontology annotation, biological process: proteasome-mediated ubiquitin-dependent protein catabolic process. Gene Ontology annotation, molecular function: protein binding. The transcript is spliced from 5 exons. Bases 271 to 1134 code for a protein of 287 amino acids.